Molecule: messenger RNA, 540 nt
Organism: Pelodiscus sinensis (Chinese soft-shelled turtle)
Lineage: Eukaryota; Metazoa; Chordata; Testudines; Trionychidae
Source: RefSeq, a predicted model, not a curated record
AUGCCCUACAGCGCUAAGGAGAACGCUCCAGAGACCAUGCCCAAUAUUGCCGUGCUAGGAUCGGGCGGGGGCCUGCGGGCCACCAUUGCCCUUCUGGGAACCUUGGUGGAGAUGAAGAAGCAGAGCCUGCUGGAUGCUGCCAUGUACCUGUGCGGGGUGUCGGGAUCCACCUGGUGCAUGUCAACUCUCUACAAGGAGAAGGACUGGGCAGAGAACAUAGAGGACUUGGAAGGACGCCUGCGAGACCAACUUUCCAAGAAUUUCUGUGAUAUUAUAAAAAAGUUGAAUUUGGCAAUACAGGCAGCUGAAGAUGAACUCUUCUCUCUGACCGAUGUGUGGGAAAUUUUCUUUGUCUAUAGUAUAUUGAAACUGCAUGAUCCGACCAAGUUAUCUCAACACACGGAUGCCUCCACAAAAGGGACUAACCCUUACCCCAUUUAUGCAGGAAUAGAAAAGAGCAAAUUUAAUAAAGAACAUGAAACAAGCCCAGGUAAAGAAAUGUGGAUUUUUUUCAUACACCUCUCCUGUCUCUCUCCUUAA